This is a messenger RNA of Mollisia scopiformis, 1533 nucleotides long. RefSeq lists its product as uncharacterized. The record is from RefSeq and is a predicted model, not a curated record. Lineage: Eukaryota; Fungi; Ascomycota; Leotiomycetes; Helotiales; Mollisiaceae. The coding region runs from base 1 to 1533 and encodes 510 amino acids. The transcript is spliced from 2 exons.
AUGACUCAGCCCAACGAUGCUUUCUCAGAAAGCAUCGGCAAUAUCACAGGUCUCCUCAACUCCAGCAUCGCCGAUAUCGAUAUACUACUCAACAAGGAAGCCAAAGAACCAAUCCGAACAACACCAACAGAACGCGAAGCACAUGCAGCGAAAGCAGCCGAUUUCGAAGAUGCCCUCCAACGCAUCAAAAGCCUUGAAGGGAGCCUGCGUUAUUAUCGAGAUGAUAGUGUGACGGUCCGAAAAGCAUUUGAUAACCUGAAAAAGGAUUAUCAAAACAUGAGGGCAGACACAGGCUCAAACUUGGGAUCUGGAUGGGGAUCGAAGCAAGAGGGACAUAGGGAUGAGAUUCGGAAAUUGAAGGAAUCGCUGGAGGACUUGCGGACAAAAUCUGGGAAUCUGGAGAAAGAGCAUCAGAAGUGCAGCACCGAAUCUGCAAGCCAAACGAAGGAUACCACUACGCCGGAUGGACAACAGGAAACCGCAGAUUUGAGAGCUGAGGAGCAUAAGGAGGAGGUUCGCACAUUGAAGGAGUCGCUGGGCGCUCUACAAAUAAAAUAUAGGAAUCUGGAGAAAAACCAUAAGAGCUGUAUCAGCGAACUUGAAAGCAAGAACUUGGCCGCAGAAGAUGAAAGGUUGACGGAGCAGACCGACGUGCUUCUGUCUAAGUCAAGCAUGAACACAAAGCACAACUUCUUCGACGAAGAACUGAUCACAGACAACAUCGUGCGUAUUUAUGACGACAUUCAAACUCGAAUUCAACGCAUUGUAAGGAAGUUCUACUACCCGGAUCCGAGUGUGCAAUUUGUACCGAGCACACCAGAUCCGUACAAUCUCAGUGGAGCGGGCGGAAGAGCACAGCGCAUGUAUCAUGACCUCUGGUUACGGGGACCAGAUGCUACUGGUAUCAUAAAUCGUGCAAGGGGCAUAAUCUUCCAGUACAUUUCUGAAGUUCUCUUGAGCCAACGCACGUAUGAUCUUCAUGAUCUUGAGCGAGUCACACAGCACACAGGUCUCGAGCACGGAUUGCGUUUGUUCGAACAUCAUCUCAUGAAUUCAGAUGACAAGGACCAAGUUCGUACCAAUCAUUGGCGCCUUCUGACAAUGAAUUUUGCAAAGCAAAUCAAGAUUGAACACUCACAAGCCAACAACUAUGCACUUUCAGGAGCACCUUUAGCCUGGGUCGAUGAGUCAGCCAACCAGCUGAAAGCAAUCAUGGAUUUGACCUCAAUUGACUACACCAAGAUCAAACAAGCGAAAGACUGCGAUGAAAGCUACCGGGAACUAAAAAAUGUCUGUGAGAUUGCUUACCAUUUCGCGAUUCUGCUGAGGCGAAGUGAGCACUCGAUGAGAAUUGAGAUACCAAAGGUUGGCGAUCAGGUGCGGGAGUCAGACCAUAUUAUGGUUAGUCGAGAAGCUCUGUUGGCUCGUCAUGAUGGUCCUGGAAUACAAUGUGCUGUGUCUGGAACGCUUGUUACUUAUGUUUUCCCGAGCUGGAGACGGCUUGUGAAUCAAGAAGCUAAAGUCGUCGUUUGA